This is a messenger RNA of Petromyzon marinus (sea lamprey), 793 nucleotides long. NCBI's taxonomy places the organism in Eukaryota, Metazoa, Chordata, Hyperoartia, Petromyzontiformes, Petromyzontidae. The record is from RefSeq and is a predicted model, not a curated record.
UCGAGGCUCAAAAGAAAACCGUGGUGGUGAGUGGAGCGAGAGAUGCGAUGAACCACUCCCUUCCGUGUUCAUCAGGAGACGGAGGCACCAUGAAGUGGCUCCUGGUCGCAGCGGCGUUCAUCUCCCUCCUGCCUGUGAAGUCUGCUGUGAAACUGCAGCUCUCCCUACCGGAGAGCGUGGAUGUGACGGAGGGGGAGAGCGUGACUCUUCCCUGCUCAUUCUCCCCACCGUCGACCGUCUCGAGUGGCCUCUACAUCACGUGGCUCACGAUGCCCACAUGCUACAUAAUCUAUGACUCGCAACUUGGGAAUCCCUGGCUUGGAAGAGCUGAGUUUGCGGGAGACGAGGAAAAGGGGGACUGCUCCCUCAGGCUCCUCAAUGUCUCCAGGACCCUCAGCCCCGUGUUCAAGUGCGAUGUCAUUUGUACCAGCUGUGGGACGAACGACUGGAAGGUGGAACGAGAGGUGAAGCUGAACGUGACGGUUGCAGCUGCACGAUCACGCGGUGAGACCUCGCCCACACCACGUGUCCACUCCUGGUGGGACACGGUGUUGAUGGUGAUAGUGGUGGCGGGCGUGAUCCUGGCGUCUGCGGCUGUCAUCCUCUUCAUCAAGAUGCACCCUUGGUCGUCUGGGAGCUCCCCCCGCUCACGCAGUGGCGAUGGGAAGGCAGACAUGCACGGUGGUGUGAAGGAUAAUGGGCAUCCACUGAUGGAGGUGAAUGUGAAGGAAAAUGGGCAUCCACUGACGAUGGUGAACGUGAAGUAGAAUGGACAUCCACUGACGAUGGUGAA